AUGGCCCCAAAGCAACAAGGCAGGACCGAUCUGCAUUCAUGUGACGAGUGUACCGCAGCAUACGACAACGAGCGCGAACUGAAGAGCCACCGCAAAAUACACGCCAGAUUGGCCAGAUUGAGAGAUCGAGCCCAAGCCAGACGAAGUAAUCACAAGUGCGGCUAUUGUGAGAGCAAGUACGCGACCGACGAGGGGCUCCAAGAGCACAUCAACGAGUUCCAUUUCAAGGAGACUGAUGAGAGGCACGCUUGUCCGCGCUGUGACACUGCUGCAUCUCCACAGCAGCAGGUACAGAUAAAGGCAGAACAGUUGCAAGAUAAUAUGUCAUACCAACAGGCAGAACCAGAUUCAGCAUCUGGUCAUGUUUCUCCUGGUUGGAGCACGCCACGCCCAAACAGCCCUACCGAAAGAAUUCUCAAACUUCCUCCCAGGCCACUCCCUCCUAAGGAUGUUGAUAUCAAGGCAUGCGGCUUCCCUCCCAGAACAACUGAGCCCGGGGAAGUUAAUAUCCGAGCAGGUAGUCUGAGCUGGCUGGACUUUGACGUCGCAUACUUGAGAACGAAGAUACCCGAGAUUCAGAAACUUAUCAAAGGUGGCUCCUACCGAUAUCCGCCAGGGGAACCAGCCAAUACAAUUCCUCUCGAUGCUUCCCAGGUGAUGGCACUUGACAGCCUGGGGCUCGUUUUCAAAGCACCCUAUAUUCCCAACUUGGUGGGGUUGUCUGAGCACUCUCUGAAAUCCGGAAUCGACCUGCUAAGGCAAGUUGUCGGUAAUUACUUUUCUACCUGGCAAAAAGCCCAGCCUGUUUUCCAUGUUGCUACCUGCGAGUUCGAGAAAUGCCCAAUGGUAGUGCUCGGAGCAAUGGCUUGUAUUGGGGCGGUCUUCGACAAGGAUCAUGAAACUGUUGACCAGGCGCAUCAUAUCAGUGCAAGAUGUGUUUCGGAGCUCAACAUCAUGGCCAUUGGCUGUCCUGACAAUAGCCUAGAUAUCAUGUAUCUGGCUGCAGUGUGCCUUCAUCAGUCAUACGUGCUCGGAUCCGGCGUCGAAAAUGUUCAUAGCGAGGUAAACAGAGUCCGCAAAUUUCUGGUUGAUAGGCUUCGAAAUUUGGGGCUGUUGGGUGGUGACGGUUUGAGCCAAGAUGGACCGUCUCGAGUAUUUGAGGCGCCCACGCAGUCAGUGCAAGCUGAAUGGGCAGCCUGGGUAGCGCGGGAGCUUGAAAUCAGAACGACGUGGGCUGUAUUCGAGUUUGAUUGCACUUUUUCCCUCCUCACCAACAGCCCCUGUGCCAUAGGUCUGAGAGAUCUGCCCUCGAGGUUUCCGUGUUCUGAUGAAUUAUAUGAAGCCCCAAAUGCCCAUACCUGGAAUGAUAUCCGAUCCCAAUCACCAUAUCAUGCUCAGGGACCGCUGGUGUCCACCGUCGUGAGCGCCACAGCAGCAAAAAGGGUAUUAUCGGAGCAUAUCUCUCCUUGGAGCAAGCGUUUGUGCACCCAGAUCUUGGAAAGAGUCUGUGUGGGGUAUAUGUGUCAGUCUCAACGAGAAAGCACUCGCACGGCUGCCCAGCAUCAUGGCCUGGACCCGGGCUCUGUUGCUGCACAGAAGACCGAGUCUGUGCUUCGGUCCAUCAGCUUUUUGGGCAAAUCCAUGCAUGAUGCCGCGAUUUCAAAUCCUCUAUCAACAAUGGACCUCAUCAACUUUAGCUCAACCAUGUUGAUUCGCCACUAUACCCACUUAUCAGUGUAUUCCGAUGUCAUGGACUUGAUAAUCUUCAUAACUCGUGAAGCUGCUUCGACCAGAUUGCCCAGCUCUCGCACAUCUUUGCGCUGGGCGCAGCAAAAGCUUAUCGAGCAAUUCGCAGCGCGUCCAUCCAAAUCUCGGCAGUGUGUUUGGCACGCUGGCCAGAUGAUCCGAACAGCAAAGAUUCAUGCAAGAUUUGCGCCGUGCGACCAUCUUCGCACUUUCACGGCCUAUCUUGUUAUACUCGCGUUUGCAAAAUAUGGCCCCCAGUCUCUAAGAGACGUCGACUGGGUCGAACCUUUUCCAAUAGAUCAACGGCAUGACAACGAGAAAGCCAUCGAGAAUUGGAUUCAAUAUGGCGGUCCUGCCAAGAUUGGCUAUUGCACUCUGAUUCACGCCGGAUGUCGGACUGAGAAAAUUGUUCAAGAGGCGUUUCAUGUGCUUUACCGUCUUGAAAACUGGGGAAUCUCCGAGAGGUUUUUCAUCAUCCUGGCUCACUUCAAUGAGCUGAAUGUCCUUGGAUGA
This is a messenger RNA of Trichoderma virens Gv29-8, 2259 nucleotides long. RefSeq lists its product as uncharacterized. The transcript is spliced from 4 exons. The record is from RefSeq and is a predicted model, not a curated record. Lineage: Eukaryota; Fungi; Ascomycota; Sordariomycetes; Hypocreales; Hypocreaceae. Gene Ontology annotation, cellular component: chromatin. Gene Ontology annotation, molecular function: zinc ion binding; DNA-binding transcription factor activity, RNA polymerase II-specific; RNA polymerase II cis-regulatory region sequence-specific DNA binding. Bases 1 to 2259 code for a protein of 752 amino acids. Gene Ontology annotation, biological process: DNA-templated transcription; regulation of transcription by RNA polymerase II.